Messenger RNA from Ruditapes philippinarum (Manila clam), 1093 nucleotides. RefSeq lists its product as uncharacterized. The transcript is spliced from 4 exons. The record is from RefSeq and is a predicted model, not a curated record. The coding region runs from base 124 to 774 and encodes 216 amino acids. NCBI's taxonomy places the organism in Eukaryota, Metazoa, Mollusca, Bivalvia, Venerida, Veneridae.
CCGCAAGCUAACUUAUUAGCUUCAUCGAUCACAUAAAUGAUUCCAAAGUCUCUGGUGGGAUUCAAGUGUUUUGUCUAAAACCCUCUUUUCAGACAAGAUAGAAGAUCUUAUUACAAAGUCCAUAUGGGAGUGUUAAGAAAUGGCUCAAACAGCGGGAAUGCAGGACGUGGCAGACAAGAGACCAACAAUGUCAAUAGCACGACAACUUUUCAGAUGCCAUACAAUUGUUCUCGAAAGCUUUUUAUUGAAGGCAUCGGAUUCAUUGAUAUAUCCAUUGUAAAUGGUAGAGAAAUCAAACUUUUUGACAUCGAGUUUCGUAGCAAGCUGAAAGAGAACGUUUCCUUCUCAUUAGAAGAUAGAAAACUAAAGAUUCAACCAAGUUUUUACACUACCGUCACUGAUAAGGAAAUCGACCCCGAUCAAGAUGUGAUGGUCACUACCAAAGUAACGCAGGGAAAUUUGACUAUUCGUUUGAAAGCUGGAAAUGGAAAUGUCUUGCUACAUCAACAAACUGAAAUAUCCAACACGGGUACAGAUUUGACACAAGACGUGGCCAGGACAAAUAUUGACGAAGACGCUGAUGUUGAUGAUACAGUUCUGGCAUUUGUCGAGGUUUCAUCUCCGGGCGAAGAACAUGCCGAUAUGACAGACGAAGGAGCAAUUGCAGCUGCAUCUAAAAGCAUAUGUGCACCUGAAGGAGAUAAAAGGAAGAGAGAAGAUAGCGUUGAUGAUGUUGAUAAUGAUGAAGACGACCAAUUCUUUGAAAUUGAAUAACAAUACUAUGUAUUUAUUCAGUGAUUUCUGUGAAAUCUUGGCAAGUUUUAAUAUUUAUACUUCCCCUCAAUGAUUUAUAUUUAUUUUAUUUCUUAUCCACAUCAGGCAUCUGUACAAUUUUGGUGAUAUUUAAAUAUGUACUAUCUUAAGUGUAAACUCCAUAGAGCCAUGGGAAGUCCAUAGAAAAAUCUUCAUAACAAUAUACAUUGAUAUUAUCCUCAAAUAAGUCUUAAAACAAACUGAAAUUUCCAUCUUUAAAAAAAUCUUAUGUCCUUGAAAGUUUUUUUUCGUUACAUAAACGAAACCAAGAACCGUACCA